This is a messenger RNA of Chiroxiphia lanceolata (lance-tailed manakin), 4145 nucleotides long. RefSeq names its product eEF1A lysine and N-terminal methyltransferase (gene METTL13). Bases 37 to 2097 code for a protein of 686 amino acids. Lineage: Eukaryota; Metazoa; Chordata; Aves; Passeriformes; Pipridae. The record is from RefSeq and is a predicted model, not a curated record. The transcript is spliced from 9 exons.
GGGCGGGAGCGGGAGCGGGGCCGAACGUGCCCGGCCAUGGAGCUGCUGCCCCGCAGCCCCGCGGAGUUCGGCUCCGCACGGUACUGGGACCGCUUCUUCCGGCAGCGCGGGCAGCGCGCCUUCGAGUGGUACGGGGCCUUCCCGGAGCUGUGCCCUGUCCUGCACAAGUAUGUGCGGCCCCGCGACAAGGUUCUCGUGGUGGGCUGUGGGAACUCGGAGCUGAGCGAGCAGAUGUACGACGUGGGAAUGUGCGAGGACAUCGUGAACAUCGACAUCAGCGACGCCGUGAUCCGCCAGAUGCAGGAGCGGAGCGGGAGCAGGAGGCCAAAGAUGAGCUACCUGCUCAUGGACAUGCUUCAGAUGGACUUCCCUGACGCCCACUUCCAGGUGGUCCUGGACAAAGGCACGCUGGAUGCCCUCCUUACUGAUGAAGAGGAGGCCACUCUGGCCAAGGUGGACCAGAUGUUUGCCGAGAUCAGCCGGGUCCUGCAGGUGGGAGGGCGCUACCUCUGCGUGUCCUUGGCUCAAGCCCAUGUGCUGAAGAAAGCAGUGGAAUACUUCUCCCGGGAAGGCUGGGUCGUGCGUGUCCAUCAGGUGGCCGGCAGCGGGGACAACCAGCAGUUUGUCCUACCGGUCUUUGUCUAUGUCAUGACAAAAUUCAGGAAGAUCCCUGGCUCGGCACCACAGAUCCUGGAGAUCUGCCCCGAGGAGCAGGACAAGCCGAUGCGGGUGGAGAGCGUGGAGCGGCUGGUGGCAGCGGUGAAGGACAGGCAGCAUUAUGCCCUGCUCUGCAGCCAGCUGAGCAAAACCCCCUGCAGGGAACAGGUUUCCCUGGAUCUGUGUGACAAGGAGAACGGGAAGCCUCGCUACACACUGCAUGUGGUUGACAGCCCCUCGGUGAAACCUUCCCGGGAAAAUCGCUUUGCCAUCUUCAUCAUUCCACAGGGCAGAGAAACCGAGUGGCUCUUUGGCACGGAGGAGGGACGGAGGCAGCUGGCCACCAGUGCGGGCUUUGGGCGCCUGGUCACCGUGGCCCUUCACAGGGAGCAGCACUACGAGGGCAUGGCUGGCAUCCAGGCAGAGCUGUCAGGGAAGGUGAUGGAGCUGGCCCCGCCAGGCCUCCCUGCCCGGCAGCAGGUGCCCUUCCUGUCCGUGGGAGGGGACAUUGGGGUGCGGGCGGUGCGGCACCAGGACACCAGCCCCCUGAGCGGGGAGUACGUGGUGGAGGACGUGAAGGGAGACGGCACCUGCUACUUCCGCCGCCUCAUCUUCCUCCGCAACAGGAACGUGGUGCAGUCAGAGGCCCGGCUCCUGGCUCCCACACCUCUCCAAGGCCAGAAGAAACGGAGGAAAGACAAGAAGAAACCCAGCCCUGCUGAGCCACCUGCAGCCAUCGACAAGAGCUACCUGUGCUGUGAGCACCACAAGGCCAUGGUCGCAGGGCUCUGCCUGCUGGGGGGCCCCGACCCCCUCCCAGGAGCCUCUCUGGCAGUGCUGGUGGUGGGGCUUGGCGGUGGCAGCCUGCCCCUCUUCAUCCAUGACUACUUCUCACAGGCCCAUGUGGCCGUGGUGGAGAUUGACCCCUCCAUGCUGGAGGUGGCGACGCGCUGGUUUGGCUUCUCCCAGGGUGACCGGAUGCAAGUGCACGUCUCCGAUGGCCUGGACUACGUGGCCAAGCUGGCAGCUGAAGCCCCAGCCCAGUAUGAUGCCAUCAUGUUCGACGUGGACAGCAAAGACCUCACGGUGGGGAUGAGCUGCCCACCCCCAGCCUUUGUGGAAAAGCCCUUCCUGCAGAAAGUUAAAACUAUCCUCAAGCCAGAAGGAAUCUUUGUGCUCAACCUGGUGUGCCGUGAUGCCCGGCUGAAGGAGUCUGUCCUGGCCACCCUCAGGGAUGUCUUCCCGCUGCUCUACACGCGUCGCAUCGAAGGGGAGGUCAACGAGAUCCUGUUCUGCCAGCCCAGCCCCGAGGGCCGGCGGGACCCUGCGGAGCUGGGGGCGCGUGCCAGGGCGCUGGAGGGGGCCCUGCGGGAGCCGGGGCGCCCCUGGGACAGCUCGUACGUGCUGGCAGACAUGCUGCAGGCUGUCAAGAUCCUCUGAGAGGGGCUCCUCAGGACGGGCUGAGACGCUGCUCAAGAGAGUGCUCCUCAUGUGGGUGCCUUGGCCCCACAGCAGAGGGGUGCCCGUGGCUGGGACUGCCACCCCUGGGGGACAUGUGCUGGCCUGGGUCUGCCUGAGGGAUGAACUGGCAUGGGAAGGUGCUUCCUGCAGCGUGACUCCCCAGGAAGGGGUCUGGGACUGAGGAGGGCUGUGCAGCCCAAGGGACAGCGUUGAGCUGGUGAGGGGAGGAAGGUGCUGUGGGACUGGCAGGACUGUGGGUUUGGGUCUGUCCCUGUUGUUUCCCCACUGUGGGGAAAACAUCCCUCCAACCACCCCUUUCCCCUCCAGCACAGUGCCUUCUCUCUGAUGCUGCCUUUCUCUGCCUCUCCAGUGUCCCUGGUGUCUCUGCAGAGCCCCAGCACUGCCCCAAGCCUGGUUGUGGAUAUGUGUGGGUGGGCUGUGAGAAUAAAGUGCUCAGGGCUGCUCUGAGGCCUGCAGUGCUUUGCUAGGGCUAAUUUCUGAAGCACCCACACCCUGGAAAAGGUACAGUCACCUCUGCACCUCAAGCACAUGUCCUGGGGACAGGCAGCUGCCCCUUAAGCACCGCUGCCCCCUCACCACUUGCCCUCUCCAAACUGGACCCCACUGUGUUUUCACUCUUCUGCAUCUCUCCAGCUAUCACCACUGAACUGAGACCUGUAACACCCUGAGACCCCAAACCUUCUCUCCCCUGGGCUAGCAGGGACCCAGCCCUGGGCUUGGGCCCCUAGCCACUCCAAACUGCUCACCCAGCUGGUGCAGGUCAGCCUUCCUGCAGGAUGAAAAGGCAGCAGGCAAAGUGAGAGGGUGCACGAGCCUGAGAGUUUGCAGUUCACCAGCUCCAUGGGGCCAUGGAAAGCACAUCCCAAGGGCUCCCACCCCGGUGAGGACCCUAAACUGAUGGGGACCCUAAACCAGUGGGGACCAUGGCCACUCCACUGGUGCAGGAGAUGGGGCUGUUAGUGCCCAGGAGACCCUCUGUCAACCAUGCUGACAGUGAGCAUGUCCCUCUGACCGGCCCCUCUGUGCCUGUAUUUUAAUUUUAAUUUUCCAGCAGGUUCUACUUCGGGAACCACUCUUCAGAUCCCUUCUCUCAUGCCACCUGCUUUACUCCCCUUCACACAGAGGGACAAAUCUCUGCCCUACUUUCUUCCUGGGCUGGCCUGCUUCUAUGCAGAGGGAGCAGAUGCUUUUUUUAAUAAGUGCUUUUGAUGGUUCCCAGGCACGGGAGAGCAGGGCUGGCCUGCUCCCUGCCUCAGAUAAAGGCUACCACUGUGGGUAGGUGCCCUCUGUUGCUCAGCACCCUGUCACUCCUGUAGUGUGUUUUCCCCCUCCUGUAGCGUGUUUGAGGCAGCACAUGGGCAAUGGGAGGGACAAGGCUGGAGCUCGAGCUGGGUGGAAGUCUGCCUGCCCCCACACAGUUAGUUUCUAAAGCUUCUCUGUGAUGAGCACUGAUUUGAAAGAUAUCUAUUAUCCACCCAGCUUAGCAAUGGCAAAUUUCUCAACUGGAUCAGCAGUGCUGCAUUUAGGCUAUUUUUAACUUAGUAUGCAAUUCUCAACAUAAUUCCAACGACAUAGGUUUGUGUGUAUGCCCUUUAUUUUACCAAAACCAUCUCCUUUCUUCCCCAGGAGCUCAUACAAAGGCUGCCUUCAUCCCUCCCUUGUCCAGUCCUGCCUUUCUGUUGUGCUUCCCAAAUGCUGCGUAACGCCACAUCCUGGUGGAGAAACAAAAGCCAUCUAUUAGAAACAAUGUAAGGAUGAAAUCUCAGUUCGUUGCAGCUGUCCUUGCGGCUACAAGUUUGGUCUGGAAAUAAAUUUCAGCUGGAAAACUGGCAAAUUCGUGAGUGCUGCAAAUACACAAAAUCUUCCUCUGUAGGUAAAAUGCUCCAAGGCUGAAAAAUUGACACGUUGUAAAUAUUUCUCUGCUGGCAGCCAAAACGUGCAACUAAUGUAUAUGUUUGGCAACUGUGUAUUCUGUUGAGUGUUUUGGCAAUAUACUCAUGUUUACA